AAUCUCGAAGUUCUUAAGAGCUAGCUCAUUCAAAAUAAUUUACUUCUCCUCAAUGAAAUCAGGUUUACUCCUUCAAAACCUUAUCAGUGAACUUUAAAGCGAGCAAUAAAAUCAAAAAAUAUUCAAAUGAGUAAUCUGGGUCUCAAAACAAUGUCUCCUAUCAAAUCGAAAAAGUUAAAUGAAUAUGAUUUGCUUAAUCAAAAAAAAAAUAAAAGCGAAAUCUAAUAUUAAAAUACUCACAAAAUGGUCAUAAAAACUCUAGGAUAGACAAGAAAUCAAGUUGUACUUGACUCCUAGAUACGCGUCCAUUAUAAAUAUGACGAAAAAUCCAAAACAAGAAGCACGCGACGAAGCAUCUAUAAAUUUACUUUUUUCCAUGGGUCCACUUGGAAAUCUAUCUUUGUUAUUUUUUUUGUUCAACACGUCCAGAGAUAAGUCUGAAGAUAGGGACCGAUCGGAAAGGUAUAAAUACCUUGCAGAAACGGCACUGGCCAGCACAUUGUGAAAUGGGAAAACUAUUAGCUAUUCUUGCAGUCCUCUGCCUGAGCCAGGCGAUCGUUGCCGAGCGCAUCGUCAACUGCUACUGGGGCACCUGGGCCAACUACCGCAGCGGCAAUGGCAAGUUCGAUGCCUCCAACAUCGACGCUGGCUUGUGCACCCACUUGAGCUACUCCUUCUUCGGCAUCAACGACAGCGGUGAGAUCGUUUCACUAGACACCUGGCUGGACUACGACCUUGGAUUCAUCAGCAAGGCUGUUGGCCUGAAGAGCCAGAAUUCCGGCCUGAAGGUCCUGGCCGUCGUCGGUGGCUGGAACGAGGGCUCCACCAAGUACUCCUCCAUGGCUGGCGAUUGGUACAAGCGCCAGAACUUCAUCAACUCCGCUCUGAACCUGCUCCGCAAUAACGGAUUCGAUGGUCUGGACUUGGACUGGGAGUACCCCAACCAGCGUGGUGGCAACUGGGACGAUCGUGCCAACUUUGUGACCCUUCUUCGCGAACUGAAGGAAGCUUUCGCUCCCUACGGCUAUGAGUUGGGUAUUGCUGUUGGAGCUGGAGAGGGUAUCGCCAGUGCCUCCUACGAGAUUGCCAACAUUGCUCAGCACGUUAACUUCAUCAAUGUGAUGACCUACGACUUCGCCAUGGCCUCCGAUGGCAAGACCGGCUUCAACUCCCCCCAGUGGGCCGUCGAGGACUCCAUCAAUUUCUGGAUGAGCCAGGGUGCUCCCGCCAACAAGCUGGUCCUGGGUGUGGGCAUGUACGGACGCACCUUCCAGCUGUCAGAUGCUUCCCAGAACUGGCCCGGAGCUUCAUGCCGAGGCGGUGGCAACGCUGGAUCCUACACCGGCGAGAGCGGUUACUUGGGUUACAACGAAAUCUGUCUGAACAACUGGGAGACCGUCUUCGAUUACGGAAACGCCGCUCCCUACGCCUUCUCCGGCGACCAGUGGGUCAGCUUCGACAACGUUCUCAGUGUCCAGUACAAGAUGGACUUUGCCAUUUCCAAGGGCUUGGCUGGAGCCAUGAUCUGGUCUCUGGAGACGGACGACUACCGCGGCCAGUGCGGCGAGUCCUACCCCUUGCUGAAGACCAUCAACAGGAAGCUGCGUUGGUAAAGGGUUUCCCCAUAGCAUUGUUUCAAUAAAAUCUAUGAAAAUUGAAA
Drosophila bipectinata is the source of this 1660-nucleotide messenger RNA. RefSeq names its product Chitinase 9 (gene Cht9). Gene Ontology annotation, molecular function: chitinase activity; chitin binding. NCBI's taxonomy places the organism in Eukaryota, Metazoa, Arthropoda, Insecta, Diptera, Drosophilidae. Gene Ontology annotation, biological process: chitin catabolic process; carbohydrate metabolic process. Gene Ontology annotation, cellular component: extracellular region. The record is from RefSeq and is a predicted model, not a curated record.